UAAAAGCAGUAGAUACACAUGCAGCGGAAGUUUUGUAAACGCAGUGAAAAAUCACUGAAUCCAUAAACAAUUUUGCGAAAUAUUUCGUCUUUGUCAGGUUAUUUUUUCUAUGGUCAUUUCUUUUAAAAAUGCCUCCACUAAAGGAUACUGACGUGUUUACUCUGCUCUAAGCAGAGACUAUGUUAAGACUGCCUGGGUUUCUUAGUGUUGUACGCAGGGCUCUCUGUGACGCCGCAGAAGAAAUGGGAAAGAAGGGUAGCUUUUUCUACGCUGUGAGAAAAGGAUUUAGACCGGGAGUGUAUCAGACAUGGGAGGAAUGUAAACAUCAGGUGGACAAGUUUCCUUCUGCGGUUUUUAAGAAGUUCGCUUCUGAACAGGAGGCUUGGACCUUUGUGAGGAGCCAGUCAGCUGCACCAUCUUUUGGGAAACCAAAAGGAUGUGACUAUGAGGUCCUGCCUCCUAGAAAUGUGCCUGAUGCCUCAACGGCUGUUCCCCUUGGAAGAAAAAGGACCCAUGAGGACUCUAAUGAUGAGGGACUGUCCUAUCCAAAACGAGUGAAGCUCAUUGAGGUCCCACAGCCAAAGACAGCUGCAGCUAGUAGUGAUGGAUUUACAUAUAUGGGUGAUGCUGUAGUAGUAUACACUGAUGGCUGUUGCACAGCCAAUGGCAAACAAGGAGCACGUGCAGGAAUUGGUGUAUAUUGGGGUCGUGAUCAUCCACUUAAUGUGGCUGAUAGGCUUCCAGGAAGACAGACUAACCAAAGAGCAGAAUUGCAGGCUGCUUGCAAGGCACUUGAGCAAGCCAGAGAAAAUAAUUUUAAAAAGGUUGUGCUAUACACGGACAGCAAGUUCACCAUUAAUGGCAUUACAAGCUGGGUAAAGACUUGGAAGUCUAAUGGCUGGAGGCUUAAAGGUGGUGGGGCCAUAGUCAACAAGGACGACUUCCAAAAGCUGGAUAAACUGAAUGCAGAACUUGAGGUCGUAUGGAUGCACAUUCCUGGUCAUGCUGGGUAUACAGGCAAUGAGGAAGCAGACAGACUGUCCAGAGAGGGAGCAGCAAAGCCCCCAUGUUAGUCCACUGUUGUUAUGCUCAUUUUAUAAUCAUACAUUAUAUCUAGGUGCCUAGGACGAGGUUGUAGUUUGUUUGCCCUCAGUGGCUAAUGCACUUUUUUUAUUUUAGUUGUGCAAGUGUUGUAAAGUUGCAAAAAACACUUGAAACAAGUUUUCUUUUCUGAAGAGCGAUGCUUAUCUAUUAAAUGUUUGUUUUUGAUUGUUCUGUCAAUUAAAUUGUCAUAUAUAUUGUUCCUGA
This is a messenger RNA of Labeo rohita (rohu), 1308 nucleotides long. It is a transcript of the gene rnaseh1, whose product is annotated as ribonuclease H1. The record is from RefSeq and is a predicted model, not a curated record. Gene Ontology annotation, molecular function: nucleic acid binding; RNA-DNA hybrid ribonuclease activity; magnesium ion binding. The transcript is spliced from 8 exons. NCBI's taxonomy places the organism in Eukaryota, Metazoa, Chordata, Actinopteri, Cypriniformes, Cyprinidae. Bases 180 to 1073 code for a protein of 297 amino acids. Gene Ontology annotation, biological process: DNA replication, removal of RNA primer.